Messenger RNA from Theobroma cacao (cacao), 949 nucleotides. RefSeq names its product thaumatin-like protein. The record is from RefSeq and is a predicted model, not a curated record. Lineage: Eukaryota; Viridiplantae; Streptophyta; Magnoliopsida; Malvales; Malvaceae.
UCAAAAUUCCAACACUUCUACCGUCCUCCAAAAUGAAGUUCAAAACCGUUUCUAUAUUUUCCUUCUCUUUCAUUGCUCUCUACUUCACUGUGGCCAAUGGUGCCACUAUUAACAUUCGAAACAACUGUCCCUACACGGUCUGGGCUGCGGCCGUGCCAGGUGGUGGCAGGCGGCUGGACAGAGGUGGAGUCUGGAACCUAAACGUGAACCCUGGCACCACAGGAGCUCGUGUCUGGGCUCGAACCAAGUGCCAAUUCGAUGGUGCCGGGCGUGGCAGAUGCGAAACCGGUGACUGUGGGGGGCUCCUCCAGUGCCAAGCCUAUGGUGCACCCCCCAACACCCUGGCUGAAUACGCACUAAACCAGUUCAAUAACAAGGAUUUCUUCGAUAUCUCUUUAGUCGAUGGAUUUAAUGUUCCUAUGGACUUUAGUCCAACUUCUGGGGGGUGCACCCGGGGUAUUAGAUGCACGGCAGAUAUCAUAGGGCAGUGCCCUAAUCAAUUGAAAGCUCCGGGCGGGUGCAAUAACCCUUGCACCGUUUUCAGGACUGAUCAAUAUUGUUGCAAUUCUGGGAACUGUAGGCCUACGGAUUUUUCCAGGUUCUUCAAAACAAGGUGCCCCGACGCUUACAGUUACCCUAAAGAUGAUCAAACAAGCACGUUUACUUGCCCUGGUGGGACUAACUACAGGGUUGUGUUCUGCCCUUGAAAUCUACUUGCCUUGUGCUUUAUGGAGUUAUAUAGUAGUAGCAGCACUGCUGCUGACAAUAAAGUGCAAGAAGCUUUCACAGCCGCGUGCAUGGAAUGACGUGCUAGAGUGAAGUUGUACACAAACUUCAGAUAUGGAGUUUAUGAAAUUAAUAAAGUUUUUAUAAGCGUUAUGUACUUCAUUGCAGAAGUACAACUCUUUUAGCUUACAAAUUCUUAAUCACGAGUGAAUGGAUAAAUCAA